Molecule: messenger RNA, 307 nt
Organism: Ectocarpus sp. CCAP 1310/34
Lineage: Eukaryota; Phaeophyceae; Ectocarpales; Ectocarpaceae
Source: the annotation of a GenBank genome assembly
AUGCCGUUUGCCGAUUUGCCGAUCUUGAUUCUUCAGAACGAAAAGAAGAGAUCAAGGGGUACAAAUACCGCAUUUCUUAAUAUCGUCACGGUGCCAAGGGCAGCAGUAGCAGUGGAGCACGCGAUUCAAGCUCCCACAGUAUCCGGAAGUUCCAGCACAAGAUGCUGGUGAAAGGGUAUCACUUACCGCCAAACCUCACCGAACAUAUCGGCGUCUCCGCGAAGCGUGCGGAGACCACGAUACCUGUGCGAUAAUCUAGCAAAUCAUUCGGAACCCGCUUUUUUUCCACACACCCUGUGCCAAGACC